CUGGCAACCCUGGGACGUGCCGCGAUUGACUAAAACACCGGAAACGCGGUCAGACUUUCCGCACGUGCUCUCAGGCAACACAAAAUCUCUCUCAAGUUAAACUCUUAAGUUUGUUUCACAUAUUUUUAGCGAACCAUGACGAAGAUAAAGAAGGAGAAAACUGGUGAAGAGGAGACUGGGGGAACAGAGAAAUCAUAUCAAGAAUUAAUAGCUAAUGUAAACCCAAUCGCAAACCCGCUUGCAUCGCGUAAACUAAGCAAGAAGCUCUACAAGUGCGUCAAAAAAGCGGCUAAAAUCAAACAGAUCCGACGAGGAGUAAAAGAGGUACAGAAGUUCAUCAACAAAGGAGAGAGAGGUAUUGUGGUGUUUGCUGGAGACACUCUUCCAAUCGAGGUGUAUUGUCACUUACCAAUCAUGUGUGAAGACAAAAACAUGCCUUAUGCUUACGUGCCAUCUAAAGUUGAUUUGGGUUCAUCAGCUGGAUCAAAGCGUCCCACCUGUGUUAUCAUGAUCAAACCACAUGAUGAAUAUCAAGAAGCCUAUGAUGAGUGUCUGGAGGAAGUCACGUCUCUGCCAAAACCAAUCUGAGGAUACUUGGAUGUUUUAUUUGAGUUUUUAAAAGAAUGUUUGAAUGUAUCAAAUCAGAUUAGAAUGGCUGGAGGGACUUCAUGGUGUUGGUGUUCACCAGUGUAUCUCUCAUGUCAUGUAGAGACUGAACCAAAUUCUGGAGCGACUUCUUUUUGCUUAAAGAAGCACAAAAGUAUGAUAGCAGUUAAUAUGACGUUGCGUGAGUUCAUGUCACCUGACAGUGGAUGGAGCUGUUGUGUUUCUCAGUGUUUGACACUAUUGAUCUCUGAAAUGUUUGAUGUAUUGAUUGGUUUAUUUUUCAUUUUUCAUAACCGCUUCGGGGUAGUGGACCCCAAAGAGCUCCAAGAGAUGUCAAAAUAAACCUUAACUCUU
Carassius gibelio (silver crucian carp) is the source of this 960-nucleotide messenger RNA. It is a transcript of the gene nhp2, whose product is annotated as NHP2 ribonucleoprotein homolog (yeast). Gene Ontology annotation, cellular component: box H/ACA snoRNP complex; nucleolus. The coding region runs from base 136 to 588 and encodes 150 amino acids. Gene Ontology annotation, biological process: snRNA pseudouridine synthesis; rRNA pseudouridine synthesis. NCBI's taxonomy places the organism in Eukaryota, Metazoa, Chordata, Actinopteri, Cypriniformes, Cyprinidae. The record is from RefSeq and is a predicted model, not a curated record. The transcript is spliced from 4 exons. Gene Ontology annotation, molecular function: box H/ACA snoRNA binding.